AACAUUAUUUUCACAAAGAGCCACAUAUAGGAAUGAAAUGAAGUACAAAAACUUAUUACAAAGCUUGGCCAAAUUUAUGGAGAAAUUCACUCAACUACUUGCUUCAAUUUCUUUAUUUUCAUUCUUAUUUUCGUACUUCUCAUCUUACUUCUCAUCCUUCUUUACCUAUUAUUAUUCAUUAAACUUCUCAUUUUCUACAUUUCCUUUCCAACUUCUAAGCCAUGCUAUGGACAAAAAAUAUGUAUUUCUACUAUGCAAUGGUAUAUUCUUGGUGCUCCUCGCUAAUACUUCUAACGAGGAAGAGAAAGAAGAAGAAAAAGUAGAAGAAGACGGAUUCUUGAAUGAAUUUCUAGAAUCCGAAUUACCACUUUGCAUUGGGGCUCAUGCCUCGUAUUUAGAAACAUCAAAAGAAGAAGUACAUGUACGACAACAUGAAGAUGAGAUGAGCAUACAACUUGGUAAGUUUCAUGAAGUACCAUUGAACGUUGAAAACUCAAUUAUGACAAUCGUGGAAUAUAAGCAAGAUGAGGCAACGUCAGAAAGUCAUGAAGUCUUGGACAAAGAAAAGGAAAAUGGUAGUAUUGGAGAUGAAAAAUGUUCUACAACCUACGAGAUUGUAGAGGCAGAUGAUUGCGAAGAAAAUGACUUUUUUAGUGAAGAAGAAGAAGUGGAAGAAAGUGAUGAGCCAUUGAAUAAGUUGAGUACUGAGGACUUGAACAAGAAAUUUGAAGAAUUCAUAAAAAAAAUGAAGGAAGAAAUUAGAAUUGAAGCUCGCCAACAAUUAGUCCUCGUAAAGUAAUUAAUCAAAAUGUAUAUGUCCAAAAUCAGUAAUUAAUGCUUGCAUUAGAGUAGACUGUCUAUAUUAUUACACUCUUCAAAAUAUUACAAUCCUUCUUCAGAUCAUAUAAACGUGAGAUGCUUUGUGCACCGAACUGUCCAUCAAUUAAAAUAGUCACCUUCGUUAAUGUACAUUUGAGUUAAUUUCCUUUCCUAUGAGUAUUAGAUUUUUUUUUAUAUUCUUUUUUUUACGUUUUCUAGAUUAGGUAGAGGAGUAUGUACGUAGUUGCAAUUCAUUCUAUGUAUGUUAAUAU
Molecule: messenger RNA, 1091 nt
Organism: Solanum dulcamara
Lineage: Eukaryota; Viridiplantae; Streptophyta; Magnoliopsida; Solanales; Solanaceae
Exons: 1
Coding region: 38-799 (253 amino acids)
Source: RefSeq, a predicted model, not a curated record